ACACAGGCACAGAGCUUUCAGUCACUGAAAACUAACACCUGGAAGAUACAGGUAAGUUCACACAGACAUGCUGGACUCAGGUGGAGAUUCUCCAUCAGCCUCCUCCAUGGAUACAAAGAUGGACACGGAUGAUAGCCACAUGGAGGGAAUGAAAAUGGAAAGAGAAAUUGAACAAACAAUGGGUAAUGACUUUUCUGACGAGCUGCACCAAAUCCUUCCAUUGGGAGAAGGACCAUCCAACUGCAGGAGAGUCGGAGCGAGAUCCAGACCCAGUCUCCAGUGGACAAAGAGCUUCCCCCCUUACAGUCAGUGCAUAGGUGGACUCGGAGACCGGGACAGUGAGAUGAUGAAGGAUGAAGACUGGAUGGAGGGUUUUCAAAGCACAGAAAGAAAAGAUGAUGUUGAAGUGAAUCCAAGAUGUGCAAGGGAUGAGGUGAGGGCAAAAUGGAGGGCGAAAAUGAAGGAGAGGUCAGGAGGGAGCUAUGAGGACGAUACAGACAGAUGGGAGGGAGGAAGGUGGUGUGGGAAGAGAAGAGUGGAAGAGAAUGGUGGAGAAAGGGGCUGUGAUGAUGAGGAAAGGGUAGGGGGCACAAAGAGAGAGUGGAAACACAGGAGAGGUGGAAACUCCAGUUUUGAAAUAAAAGAGAGGGAUGAAGAGAGGAAGAGACUUUCCGUUUUAUUCGAAGAUGGAGAGAACAAGGGGAGUGGGGAAAACCUUAAGGAAGAGGCUGAGGAGCUGCCGAGAACAAGAGGAGGCUCCACGACACAUCAAUGGUCCUCCCCACAUCCAAUCCUCUCCAAGCUGUUACAAUCCUCGUCCACCACCUCCUCCUGCUCCAUCAACCUCUCCUCAGUGGAGAGCGACGACGUCUUCAGUGAAGGAGAGGAUGAUAUCAAAAAGAAAACAUCCAAGAAGUCUCAUUCCUGGAAAACCUACCUGACCAUGAUGCACUGGUCGCUGCGGCGGCAGAGCUCCUGGGCCCAGCUGGCUGGACAUCAAGGUAACUUCCAGCUGAGUAGUGAAGGGGAGGUGCUGAAACUGCACAAUGAAGAGGAGGCGAAGUGUCUCGAACACCUGAUGAGGGACCCACUGAGACCCUUUGUCCCAGAGUUUCACGGCACGGUCACCAGGGGGGAGCACUGCUACAUCCGGAUGGAGGACCUGCUGAGCGGCCUGAGGAAACCUGUGAUCAUGGACUGCAAGAUGGGAGUCAGGACAUACCAGGAGGAGGAGUUGGCCAAAAAUAAGACCAAAGCCACCCUGCGGAGUGACAUGUACCAGAGGAUUGUGAAAAUAGAUCCGUCCGCCCUGUCAGAAGAGGAACACACACAGAGAGGUGUGACCAAGUGGCGCUACCUUCAGUGGAGGGAUACAACCAGUUCUACAUCCACACUAGGCUUCAGAAUAGAGGGCAUCAUGAUGGAGGACGGAAGCGUCCAACGGGACUUCAGACAAAUUAAGACUUUAGCUCAGGUCACAGAGGCAUUGCUGUACUUCACCAGUAAGCAGCUGGACGUCCUGAAAGCCUAUCACUCCAGACUACUGGCCCUGAGUGAUGCACUGAUGAAUUCACCAUUUUUCCGAACCCAUGAGGUGAUCGGCAGCUCGCUCCUCUUUGUCCAUGACCAUAUCAGCAUGGCCAGCGUGUGGAUGAUAGACUUUGGGAAGACGACCCCAGUGCAUGACACAAUCAAGCUCCGACACAACAUCCCGUGGGUCGAGGGGAGCAGGGAGGAUGGCUACCUCAUUGGCCUGACCUCCCUCAUCACGUCUUUGAGCCAGGCCAUCAGUGUGGCCUCCUGUCACAAGGAGGAGAGCGGCAGAGAGGAGGAGAGCAUUAUAAUGAAGCAGACUGAGGAAUGUGGUUAGACAACACUCAAAUUCACCAUCAGAUGGACAAUGCUUGUGCCAUUACCCCACUGAACUUCAUUUCAUUCACUGAAAGGGAGGAUUUGUUUUAUGGGAAAUCUGUCUUUCCUGUUUUAUUUCCUUUGUGAAGGACCAAAAUCCCAAGAUGCAUGUUUUUACCUUCGAAGCUUUCUCACUACGAUGUUGAGUUUUUUGUGGGAGCUGAUCUGAAAAAAAAAACUUAUAAGAAGAAAAUCUCAGGUUUCAGACUGUUUUAAGUAAGUCUCAAAAAUACUAAAGAUGCUUUAACCCUUUGAUACACAAGCUAUGCAAACCCCUUCUAAUGCACAACAUGGGUCAAAAAUUACCCGUAUUCAUUUUCUUUGUUGUUUCAUGCAUGGCUGGGUGUUUCUUGCUGUAUUCUUUUAUAGCUUAUUCUUCCUUCUUCAUUUAGGAGAAGGCUCCUUUGAUGACACAGAAGAUGAGUCUCCAAUGUCAUUAAAGACGCCUUCCUUAUUCAUGAGAGCUGGAUUCCAAGACCCACAACUCCAGCUUGAUGCUGUGGAACAUAGUCUAGGUCCUCAGCAUCAGAGGUUAUAGAUUCGGAAUCAAGACCAAGAAUUGCCUCCUCAUUUCCCUCAUCCUGUUGUUCAUACAGCAUCUUUAUGACCAAUGUCAACGUAAGCCUUAAAUGAUUGCGACGAGCCAUACUGACACUCUGGAUAAAGAAAAUCAAAAGCAUAUUUUCAUAUCAAGCAUAUCAAUAAGUCUAUUGAGUAUAUAUUGUUCUAUUUCGUGUUUUAUUUUGUUGAUCUAUGGUUAGCUAGCCAGAAAAGAAGCUAGCUAGCUAACAGGCUAGUUAGUAUUGUACAUAUUUCUCUUUCUCACUGGUUAUGGAUUGUAAAAUAAGACUUAAAUCCAUCAGAUGUGCAAAAGCAGCUGUGUUAAAUGAAUGGUAGGUGUUCCGUAGUGAACACAUACUGUAUGGGUCAAUUUUUAACGAUGUGUGUAAAAGUGAUGUAGAAAUAUAAAAUGUACCUUUGUUUAUAAAGUCAGAAAGGAAAAAGGAAAAUAAUGAUUUGUG
Molecule: messenger RNA, 2933 nt
Organism: Hippoglossus stenolepis (Pacific halibut)
Lineage: Eukaryota; Metazoa; Chordata; Actinopteri; Pleuronectiformes; Pleuronectidae
Product: inositol-trisphosphate 3-kinase A
Exons: 7
Coding region: 68-1870 (600 amino acids)
Biological process (GO): inositol phosphate biosynthetic process
Cellular component (GO): nucleus; cytoplasm
Molecular function (GO): inositol tetrakisphosphate kinase activity; inositol-1,4,5-trisphosphate 3-kinase activity
Source: RefSeq, a predicted model, not a curated record